Molecule: messenger RNA, 885 nt
Organism: Pestalotiopsis fici W106-1
Lineage: Eukaryota; Fungi; Ascomycota; Sordariomycetes; Amphisphaeriales; Sporocadaceae
Exons: 1
Coding region: 1-885 (294 amino acids)
Source: RefSeq, a predicted model, not a curated record
AUGAAUGGAACCGGCACGCUCGACGUCUACGAGGGUCGCGGUAUCGUUGGAUGUAUUACGGAACGGCGCCAAAGCACGACGAUGCUGAUCACCUCCACAAGCGCUGGCGUCCCCGUCACGUUGACGCUGCCCACUGUGACAACCAUCACCGAGACCAGCUUCGCUUUGACAAUCAAUGUUUCUAGUACCCAACCGGCAGGCGUCAACCAGGCCCCUGCGGCGAGCGGCAUGGGUCCUGACAUGGCAACUAUCACAAAUACCGCCGCGGUCCCUGAUACGGCAAUGGUACCCGAUACCGUCACGGUCCCUGCCACAGCCACGGCUGCUGAUGCUGCCGCGGCCCCUGACAUCGUGCUGCCUCCUGAUACGGCGGCGGCUACCACGGCAGUGACUACGGCGCCCAUCACCACGGUGCCGGUGACUACAGCAGCGAGUAACACGGCGCUUACCUCGACGGCAACAUCCAACGGGACAGGCCAAGUGACAGAUACUACCCACUGGACAACCACAAGCAGGCGAUCGAAUGUAGUUGCAACCCUUUCCAACGAUCCUAGUUCAGAUUCGCUGACCACAAAUACUUCCGUAGCGCCGGCGGUUCUAGCUACCGGGAACGGUGGUGUCCAAGGCACGGAACUCACCAAUCCUGGAGGCGGAGUUGCUACAUCUACCAAGUCGGACUUGAAAAGCUCGGCGACAGUGCUGGCGGCUACGGACGGUACGGGCGGUACACAGUUCCUCUCCAACGCUGAUGGAUUCCAAAUUGGGACGACGUCUUCCCAGGCUCCCAACACUAAGCCCCCUACCAUGGCUGCUGCCAUCACCACUUUAACGAUUAUGGUAACAAGCAUCAUGAAGGAGGCUUGCACAACACAGACAAGCGCUUAG